UGAAAACCUCAAGAACCUCCUCUGGAUUGAUCAGUAGUAAUUGUAUUAAGCAAAAUUAUCUAGGUUGCCUGUUACCUUGAUACCUACCUCGCCGACCCUUCAUCUCCUACCUAGUUCUAGUUCUAAGCGUGCCUUUACUUCGUAUAUCCCCAGUCUUCAAGCUCCGCACUAUCUAUCACACCCGGGUGUGUCGUUAGAAGACGUCAAUGAUCGGCGAACUUCCGACCUUCGGUUACCAGUCUACUUAGGUACCUUUCUGACCUGACCUACAACCUACCUUGACAAAAUCCCUUCGGUUGGAGCUUCAUUAGAUGUUCGCCAACUCCCCCACCUAAGCCUCUUGCACCUCUCUACUACCUACUCAAGGAGCUGUGCUCCAACACACUCAAGAAAAUGGCAGACCACCAAACGACCAAAAUUGACAAAUCAAAUCAUCUUCUUUUGGACCAAACCCUCCUUAGACUACCGUACGAUCUUAUGCGCAAAAACUUUCGAAAUGCCCACUUUGUCGUCGAACACGAGUCCAAAGCUGUCACCAAGCUGCUCAAGGACACGGCCACCGGCUCGCUAAAGGGCAAGCACUCGUCCGAGGAUGUGCUAAAGAACAUAGACGCCAUGCUGGCCAAGGCCAAGGGUAUCAAGCGGAAGUUGCAGGCAUGCUCCGAGGAGGAGGCCCGGCUGUACCGGCAGCUCGGUGCCCGGAUCAAGCACGUAGGCGAGGUGGUGUCGAUGGAGACGGUGGACGACGUGAGGUACGAGCAGUGGUCCAGGACGCGCCUCGACCGGCUGAUUGUAGACUACCUGCUCCGCCACGGAUACAACGAGAGUGCCUGUGCCCUGGCCGACGAUCGGGGCAUACGUGAUCUGGUCGACAUCGAUACGUUUAUUCACAUGAGCAAGAUCCAGGAAAGCCUGGCCAACAGGAGCGUCACAGAGGCCCUGGCGUGGUGUCAUGAGAACAAGAAGGAGCUUAGGAAGAUUGAUAGUAAUCUUGAGUUCAUGCUACGGUUUCAACAAUACAUCGAGCUUGUUCGCUCCCAGACGCUACCGAAAGUUCUCGAGGCCAUCACACACGCGAGAAAGUACCUCAUUCCCUUCAAGGAGACUUACCCGCAUGAGGUCAACCAGGCGGCCGGCCUGCUGGCGUACCCGCCUGAGCAAACAAGCGACUCGUACAGCGACCUGUGGGGCCAGGAGCGCUGGGAAAUGCUCAGCACACUCUUCAUAGAGACUCACCACCGCCUGCUCUCCCUACCAUCCUUCCCACUCUUACACAUUGCCCUGUCGUCCGGGCUCUCGGCGCUCAAGACACCCGCUUGCCACACGGCCGGCGCCCGUGACUUGGCCGACACUCCCAACUCGGCCCCGGGGAGCUCGUUGGACUCGUCCAUGUGCCCAAUCUGCUCGGCGGAGCUCAACGAGCUGGCCGAGAAUGUACCAUACGCACAUCACAGCAAGAGCCACGUCGAACACGACCUUGUGCUCCUCCCCAAUGACAGGGUAUACGGAAAGGCGCGGCUCGAGGAGUACGCCAGGAAGUCGAACCUGGCUCAGAACUGCGUCAAGGACCUCCGCACUGGAGAGAUCUUCCCGGCCUCAAAGACGAAAAAGGUCUUCAUCACGUGAGACGCCCAUGGAAGAAAGGCAGGUGAUUUGUGUGUGUUUUGUAAUGCCUGGCUUGGGUUGCAUAUCUAUGCUUGGGUUUUCUUGCAAUGGCUUGAUGUUAUAAAGGAGUACCGGUGGAGCCUCGGGCGUCUGGUUUUUAUCUGCUUUUUAUCUUUGGGCUUCACGGGAAUUGGAUUUAUGGCGUACAGGUUCGGGGGAUUAGGUCGGAGCGGCACUCACUUAGCCACACUCGUAAACCAGUAUCAUAUCAUGUUAAAUAACACAGCGAGUUGAAUUUUACAA
Molecule: messenger RNA, 1908 nt
Organism: Pyricularia grisea
Lineage: Eukaryota; Fungi; Ascomycota; Sordariomycetes; Magnaporthales; Pyriculariaceae
Exons: 3
Coding region: 394-1626 (410 amino acids)
Biological process (GO): proteasome-mediated ubiquitin-dependent protein catabolic process
Cellular component (GO): nucleus; GID complex; cytoplasm
Molecular function (GO): ubiquitin protein ligase activity; protein binding
Source: RefSeq, a predicted model, not a curated record